Glarea lozoyensis ATCC 20868 is the source of this 1332-nucleotide messenger RNA. RefSeq names its product DNase I-like protein. Bases 1 to 1332 code for a protein of 443 amino acids. Gene Ontology annotation, molecular function: phosphatidylinositol-4,5-bisphosphate 5-phosphatase activity. The record is from RefSeq and is a predicted model, not a curated record. Gene Ontology annotation, biological process: phosphatidylinositol dephosphorylation. The transcript has a single exon. Lineage: Eukaryota; Fungi; Ascomycota; Leotiomycetes; Helotiales; Helotiaceae.
AUGGCGACAACUUCGCCGGACGCUAUAAGCGCGUACAUCUUGACCUACAACUGUGGCUUAUCCGCCAUCGAUACCGACGCAUUCGCAUCCCAACUAUUCGCUGGCCUAGCAUCCUCAAAGCUGCCUGACCUCCUCGUCCUCUGUCUUCAAGAGAUCGCACCUAUCCCCUUCGCCCUCAUUGGAGGAACAUUCCUCGCACCAUAUUUCAACAAGUUCCACGAAGCAGUACACAAGGCAGCGCGAAAGCUCGCAAACGAGGACGACGAUGAACCCAUAUAUACCCCAAUAUCGGCGCGGAAUCUGGGCAUGGUUGGGAUCAUGAUAUUUGCGAGGAAUCCUAAAGCGAUACGUGAUAUAGAGACAGGAGGCGUUGGUGUGGGGUUGGCUGAAAUGGGAAAUAAAGGCGCGAUGGGAGUACGAUUUACGUAUCAGGAUGGAGGUCGCUCAACUCAAUUGACGUUUGUUGCGGCCCAUCUAGCGCCAAUGGAAGAUCAAGUAGAGCGGAGGAAUGAGGAUUUCAAGAAUAUCGCUCGUGGCCUGGUAUUUACAUCCUCUACAGCGGAGAGCAAGAAGAACGACACCUCUCUCUCGGACGAAGGCAGACCACUGCUGUCAAUCUCCUCAAGAGAUGCCUCCAUCUACAAACCCACCUCCCACCUGUUCUUUGCGGGAGACUUGAAUUAUCGCACCUCUACACUGUCACCCGCAUCGACAGAUCACAAAGAUCAGUUCCCCCAGCCUCGUCUUGACUCCUCCGCUCCAAACCACUACUCCAAACUCUUCGAGUCCGAUCAACUAAACCAGGAGCGUCUAGCAGGAAGGACUUGUCAAGGGCUUACAGAAGCGAGUGUCACGUUUCCACCAACCUACAAGUACCAGCUCAAAGAACCAUUUCUCAAAUCCGACGAGGAACUUUCGGAAUGGAAAUGGGCAAGACAUCGUUGGCCAAGCUGGACCGACCGUAUUCUCUACCUCGACACACCAUCAUGGAUAUCCCGAGACAAUCCGAAUGCGAAAAUUACUACACACAAAUACACUGCUUUACCCUUACUUCCCACAUCAGAUCAUCGGCCAGUGGCGCUUGAUGUGUCGAUACCUUUAAUCUCCAUCCCAACCCCGCGUGAAGAUGAUAGGGAUGAUCCUAGAGUACAUCCACCAUUCAAUAUCAACGUGAAUUGGAAGGAGCAGAGGAGACGUGCUCGCAUGCUGGAACUGAUCGCAGGGUUUGUGAUGUAUUUCACCACAACGGCGGAGGGUGGUGGUCUGUUGGUUUUGAUGACUGCGGGUGCGGUUAGUGGCUACUUCGCUAUUCGAUCGAUUGUUGAGAUGUAG